This is a messenger RNA of Lucilia sericata (common green bottle fly), 2347 nucleotides long. RefSeq lists its product as uncharacterized. The coding region runs from base 144 to 1187 and encodes 347 amino acids. Lineage: Eukaryota; Metazoa; Arthropoda; Insecta; Diptera; Calliphoridae. The transcript has 3 exons. The record is from RefSeq and is a predicted model, not a curated record.
ACAUUAUUGUUUAUUUUCGAUAACUGUAUAUUUGUCACCUCUAAAAAAAAUGAUUCUAAAAAAACUUUUGUGAAAUAUUUUUUUUUCGAAGAAAAAAUCCCAAAUUUGCACCUGUACAAAUAGUAAAUGGCAGCUUAAUAAUAAUGAAUAAUUAUAGAUUUUGUGAUUACUAUUUAUUUGCUAUAAUAAUAAAUUCUUGUUGUUUACUAAGCUAUGGCUACAGACACAUACGACUGGAAGAUAAUUUGUGUGCAGAUCGUUUUCUGGUUAAACUUUUCAAGGAUCCCUCCAUGACAUUGAGAGAAGAUCGUGAUUCAGCUGCUAUUAUAACACAAGUAUGGAACACCACCAUGCCAGGAUCUUACUCUUCCAAUAAGAUACGCUACGAUUGUGAAUUCAAAGUGCAUAGUGAUGAGCCAAAUCGACCACCCCGUGGCAUAUAUACCGUAAUAACACGUUUGAAAUUUCGUCAUGAUCCUGUGAAAAACAAAUGCCUGGAUUAUAUACAGUUUCGUAACGGCAAUCGUUCACCUAGUGAGCCUAUUUGCAAUGACAUCUCCAUAGAUGGACCAGCGGGACGUUUGAUAUUCGAUCAGCGUAAUCGAGAUGUAAGCGUUCUUAUACACAUUGAUAAAAAGCGUAUGAUUACGGAGCCACUGGAGUUGCGUAUGGUGUUGACCGCUCAUUCGGAAUGUAAAUAUACGGGAGAUUUCCUGUGUGAACCUACAAAUCCAUAUACAUGUAUAUCACGUUAUUUUGUACGUGACAACGUUACCAACUGUAUGUAUCCCUGUCGCGAUGAGGUAUCCUGUUUUCAUGAUGCCAUUACUUUGGAAGAGAUUGAUACAACAAAUGUAGCCAUAUCGGCCAUAACAUCGCUGAUAUUCACCAUGUUAGGUGUAGGGUUUUGCAUUUGGAUCUGUUGGAAGUAUUGGAAUUGUAUAACUGUGCAACAGCAUGCCCACGAAGCUUCAGCUGUAACAAAUCGUCAACGUCGCCAGCGUUCCCAGCAGCAUAGAAGUAGUGGGCAAAGGGAUGUUCCCGUAAUAGAAUUACCUACGGCACCAACAUUCAAUAGUGUUACAACAGCUCCUGUUCAUAGUCUAGAAAUGAAUCAUCAACAAACGGGCGUAGAAACGCCUAAAGAUCUACCGCCCAGUUAUGAAUCAUUGUUUCCCGAUAGAUAAAUUUCAGUUACUUUCAAAAGCAACGAAUUUACAUUUACAUAAAAUGUGUUCAAAUUCUAAACACAAAAACAACAACUUCUGCAACUACUACUUCUACAAAUGAAGAGUAAUAAAAGUCACUUACAUCUAUUUAGAAUACAUACAAACCCAACUAGUAAAGAAAUUUCAAAUAACGCACACAAACAUUAUCUUCCGUUAAAAAUGCCAGGUGCAAACAAAAACUAAUUUUAUUAAAAAUAGAUGGAGAAAAAACAAAUGCAAUUAUUAACAAGUCAAAUUAUUUAUUAAGCAGCCCUUUAAAACUACUCAAUCAAUUACUAAAUGUACAUAUUAAAAGCAGAAGAAAAAAACUUUUAGUAGAAUCUCAUAUAACUAAAAAAUAUAUAUAUAAAAGACACAUACAAAAGUCCGGCAAAAUUCAACAUUGUUUUGCCACAAUAAAACUACAAUCUCAAUAAACUCGAAAUAAUUAAAUGUGUAUGUUAUAGUUAUCUAAAUUAAAUUUAAGUUAUAUGUAAAUAUGUCUAAACUAUAUACUAUAAAUAUUUGUUUGUAGUUUGUCCAAGAAAAGAAAACAAAAUUAAAAUAAAAAUAUGUAUUAAAAAUUUGUUAUUGAUCAAUUCAUAUGUGUCCAAAUGUGGUUCAAAUUGUUUCCAUACUUUUUAUGUCGUUUUAACCAAAAGUGUAGACCUGAAACAAAAAUCAAUUACAAUUAGUUGUUAGUUAAACAAAAUUAUAUAAAAAUUAUAAAAGAAAAACAUUAUUAAAACAAAUGCAUAAAACUAAAUUUUAAUAUUUUUCUUUAUUUAUAAGAUCAUCAUAGUUUUAAUUAUAUUUUAUAAUAUGGAAAAAUUGCUACUUUAAAAAAAAAAACCCUCCAGAUUAGAUUUUAUUUAAACUAUUUUUGGUUUUUCAGUAUCUACCGUUUAAUUAAGCAUUCUUAAAUCAAAUAAUUUGUAUUUACUGUCAAUGGCAUUUUAAUUAAAGCAAUAUCCUUGUAAUCUAUUAUUCCAUUUAUGUUUUUAGUUAUACUUUUUAUUUGUUUAUUUUUUUAAGAUUUUUAUUGUUUUAUUUUUUAUAACAUUUAUUGAAUUCCAUUAUUUUCGUUUUUUUAAUUAAUUAUGCUAACACUCCAUAGUAUUUAAAUAAAAAUUUAACCA